Messenger RNA from Cannabis sativa, 983 nucleotides. Its product is annotated as peptidyl-prolyl cis-trans isomerase. The transcript has 5 exons. The coding region runs from base 47 to 802 and encodes 251 amino acids. Gene Ontology annotation, biological process: protein folding; protein peptidyl-prolyl isomerization. The record is from RefSeq and is a predicted model, not a curated record. Lineage: Eukaryota; Viridiplantae; Streptophyta; Magnoliopsida; Rosales; Cannabaceae. Gene Ontology annotation, molecular function: peptidyl-prolyl cis-trans isomerase activity.
UUUGCCAUAUCCACAUUCCAUUUAUUCACCAUUCAAGUUCGUGACCAUGGCUGCUUCUGCUACUGCUGCAAUGUCUGGAGUGUUAGCGCCUAGCUUCGGCACCAAAAUCUCUUCUUCUGCUCGUACAGGAGUUGUUGCUACGAGCCUUAAGCUCAACCCUUCUUCUUCUCUAAAGCCAAAUGCUCUUGUUUUCUCUUCUUUCCCUAAAGCGAAAAGAUUAACAGCCACAACGCUGCGCCGCCGCAGCAGCACCAUCCGCAGUUCGGUGGAGCAGGAGCAACAGCUGCAAGCUAAAGUCACCACCAAGUGCUUCUUCGAUGUCGAUGUCGGCGGCGAGCCUGUGGGUCGCAUUGUGCUCGGCUUGUUUGGAGAUGUCGUCCCCAAAACCGUCGAAAAUUUUCGUGCUUUGUGCACAGGAGAGAAAGGAUAUGGUUACAAAGGCUCCUCCUUUCACCGCAUUAUCAAAGAUUUUAUGAUUCAAGGAGGCGACUUUACUGAAGGAAACGGUACCGGAGGAAAAAGUAUCUAUGGUUCCAGCUUUAAAGAUGAGAAUUUUGAAUUGAAACAUGUGGGGCCUGGAGUGUUGAGCAUGGCUAAUGCGGGUCCUAAUACUAAUGGCAGCCAAUUCUUCAUCUGCACAGUCAAGACUCCAUGGCUGGACAAUCGCCACGUUGUGUUUGGACAAGUUAUCGAAGGAAUGGAUGUAGUGCGCAAACUUGAAGCUCAGGAGACAAGCAGAUCAGAUACUCCUCGUUCCCCUUGCAGAAUCAUCAACUCUGGAGAGUUGCCCCUCGAUGCUUGACUUGGCUUCCCUUUUUUUUAAUAAUGUGGUUUCACACUCAACUCUCCCCCUUUUCUCAUUGUUUUUCUUUCUUUUCUUUUUUCAUUUUGUAAUGUUGAAUGAGGCGAUAUCCCAUGUGUAAACUAUAGAGAUUGAGUAUUGUAAGUCGUAAUGGAUUGGAUACAUAUCAUUGUUUCGUUAC